GAAUAUUUGGUCGUAGAGAAUAGACGACAAAAAUAUACUGCAUAUAACAAAUUAUUUUGCGACAUUUUUUUCUUGUGCUUGCCGGUUGUCUUAAAAUAAUUGAAAUAUUAAAAGAAAAAAAUAAAAAUAAAAAAAAUCAUAAAAUAAAUAUUAUCUUUUAAUUGUGAUUUUAAUAUUUUUCCCCAUAAAAGCAAAGUUUGAGUGACUAUUAAGUAAUAUUUUGCGUAAAAGGAAAAAUAUUUCUAAACCACCACUGUCAACGUUUUUUAAAUAAUGGCAAAAAUAAUGAAUAGUUUUUUAAUAAUUUGUUUAAUUUUCAACUUCAUAUUGUUGCUGUUUGUGCCAACCAUUGAAUGUUCCUCGUCAACGGCUUCCUCCAAGUCCGCAGUGCAGUGUAAAGAAUUGAAUCAGUGGAAUUGUUAUUCAUCCAGGAAUGAGGGAUACUUUUGCAGCAGUAAAGAUCAAAGUACAACCGAGACCAGAUGGUUUUACGAUAAGGGACACUGUCGAAAAUUCGCCUACAAAGGCUGCAAUGGCAAUCGUAAUCGUUUUUGUACCAAAGAGACCUGCAUGAAAAGAUGUCAAGGAGAAUAGAAUUUAAAAAUAAAAUCUUUAAUAAUUCUAAAUAUUUUUUUUUCUAAUUUACAUAAAAUAUACUUAAAUAUAAUGCAUAAAUAAGCAUUUUAAAAAUGUUAAUAAAUUGUAUUGGUAGCUACAAAAAAAAAAAUAAUAAAACUGAAUA
Molecule: messenger RNA, 742 nt
Organism: Lucilia sericata (common green bottle fly)
Lineage: Eukaryota; Metazoa; Arthropoda; Insecta; Diptera; Calliphoridae
Product: BPTI/Kunitz domain-containing protein
Exons: 2
Coding region: 274-594 (106 amino acids)
Molecular function (GO): serine-type endopeptidase inhibitor activity
Source: RefSeq, a predicted model, not a curated record